This is a messenger RNA of Spathaspora passalidarum NRRL Y-27907, 825 nucleotides long. RefSeq lists its product as uncharacterized. The transcript has a single exon. The coding region runs from base 1 to 825 and encodes 274 amino acids. The record is from RefSeq and is a predicted model, not a curated record. NCBI's taxonomy places the organism in Eukaryota, Fungi, Ascomycota, Pichiomycetes, Serinales, Debaryomycetaceae.
AUGGGAGCAUCGGCAUCAAAACCAGGUAGAAAGCUUACCAAAGUAGUCUCUGAAACUGCCAAGGCUAAGCCUUUGAAUCGAAGUACCAAUGUCAACCCUCUCCCUUCACAAACUUUAAAAGAUCGAUUUGAACAACAACCUAUAUCACAACAAUCUAUUCCUGUUGAGCCAACCAGAGAGGAGACUGCUCCACAAAUGACAGUACAAACUCCACAACAAGAUGCUCAACUGCCAGCAUUUAGAUCUACCAGUUCAUUUGACCCAAGUUUCUUAUCGAAAAAGUUAAACAAGCAAACCGUGAUUCCAGAAGGUAAAGAUGGUGGCGACCCUCAUGUAGAAGGUACUGAUACAUACCAAAGAGGGUUUGUUGAUUCUGUAACAAAAUUAGGUAAACAUGUGCAAUCAGUUGAAUACAAUCCUUUAAUGAACAAAAAUGUGCUUGCAUUGAAACAAUUACAAUUCAGAAAAACGAUAUCUGAACAAGGAGAGAAAGAAUUAGAGAGUGAAAAGAAUAACGAGAAUGGAGAAGAAAUGUUUAAAACCAUGGUUCAUCCUCAUACACUUACUGCUAUUUUGCUGGAUUUGAAGGAUCCAAGAAUGACUCCCGAGUCCAUUACUAAAGAUUACCAAUUACAUCCAGACUUCUUGAAAGAAUUGGGAGAUAGAUUUAAGAUUCCAACCACAAGAAAGCCAAUCGAAGAAGAAAAACCAAAAGAAGAUGAGUUUAUUAGUGGCGUAGAAGUGGAUUCUGCCAUGCAAUUUGAAGAACCAGAAUCCAAAGUGGACCGUGAAAGGUUUAAGAAAUUGAAGAGUAGACUUGAAUAG